Molecule: messenger RNA, 1273 nt
Organism: Durio zibethinus
Lineage: Eukaryota; Viridiplantae; Streptophyta; Magnoliopsida; Malvales; Malvaceae
Source: RefSeq, a predicted model, not a curated record
GAAAGAUCACAACGGCUGAUAUCUGUAUUCGGUGCUUCGGUAUUGUUAGUGCCUAGCUAAAACAAAUUAUUAAGAAGAAAACGUCACAAGAGCGUGAUUGAAAAGAAACUAAACGCCUUUUGAAAAAGAGUGAGGGAAAAAUGGUGCUGUGGGAGAUUACAUUGGGAACGGCGUAUUUCUUGGGGCUUAAACGAACUUACAGGCUCGCUUUGAAGAUUCAGCGACGGAUUAUUAGCGCUAAGCAUCAAAGGAUCCGGCAAUUUGUUCGAAGACGAACACGUGCUGUUUUUGAUGUAGCACUCAAGAUUCACCAGAACAUACAGCAGAGAGACUUAGAAGUUGGUCAGAAUCUUGGUAACUGGAUCCUCCGCUGGCUUGACAAAAUGAAACCAUCAGCUCAGAUCCGAGUUCCAACCCACCAGAAACCCCACCAUGAUGCUGGCAAUGCAAACUUGAACAUUCCAAAACAAGUGACAAAUUCAUCCUCAUUGAAAACUCCUAGAAGCAUCCACACACCUCGAAACAGUGAAGCUGAUAGACAUCUUUUUAGCUCAUCAACAAAUAUGUGGCGUAAAUCCUUCCCUACAAUUGUGAUGAUGAUGCAGCCACCAAGGGCUGCUGGAAACAUGACUCAAUACAGGCAUUUGAGCAUCAAUGGAUCUGACACGUUGAGGCUGAACUACGCAAGAGGCGAGGGAGUUAUUAGAAAGGAUAUAAUGCAAUGGAUGCUGCACAAGUGAACGUGAAAACUCUUUUCUGUUUGCAUUUGUGGACUUCACAAACCGUGAGACUUGGAAAGGGCUAAGUUGGGUGCCUUGAGACUUUUAUUUUGAAAGGAUACCUUGCUUUGGAUUCUGCAAGACUUAUGAAGGCUUUUUUCAUGGGAUAAUAGAUUUCCCUUACCCUCUGCUUUCUGUAUGUUCUUGUGAGUCUAUAUUUUCCAGCUUUCCGUUCCUCGAAGAACACAGAUUAUUUGAUUGUAUCAUAAAUAACCUGGGCAUUGUCAUUGUAUUAUACAUAAUCUGGGAAUCGUGUGUGCCACAGCCACACGUCUGAUGGAUACGUAAUUAAAUGGGAGAAUUCUCUGGAUUUCGUUAGAGCCUUGAAUUUAGUAGGCGUUGAAUAAUUUCCCCACUCCCAUUUAUUCAAUUCUCUAAAUUUGGCUAUGAUAACUCAGCUCCAUUCAUUGAUGCUAUGUAUGUAAUUGCACCAUUAGCAAACUCGUUUAAAAGGAUUGUUGAUAAAUUGAUACCCCUGAAAAAAAAUUGAACAA